This is a messenger RNA of Lathyrus oleraceus (garden pea), 1745 nucleotides long. RefSeq names its product peptidyl-prolyl cis-trans isomerase CYP38, chloroplastic. Lineage: Eukaryota; Viridiplantae; Streptophyta; Magnoliopsida; Fabales; Fabaceae. Gene Ontology annotation, biological process: protein peptidyl-prolyl isomerization. Bases 132 to 1493 code for a protein of 453 amino acids. The record is from RefSeq and is a predicted model, not a curated record. Gene Ontology annotation, molecular function: peptidyl-prolyl cis-trans isomerase activity. The transcript is spliced from 7 exons.
AUCUAGAGUAUCAAGAUGAAUGGAUGAAGAAAUUCCCACCAACAUAACCCCUUUCUCUUUACAAAAACAAAACAUAAACCUCAAAACUUUGCUCAAAACCUUAUCUAUCUAUUCCAUUGUCUGUCAUUUCAAUGGCAUCAUCUAUUAUCCCUCGUCACUACUGCUCCAACUUUGCCUCCACCCCCAUUUUGUUUCACUCCAAUACUCACUCUAAGCCUCUUAAUUACUCUUUUUCUCACACCAAUCUUGGACUAAAAACUCUCAAUACUCGUUGCUCUUACCAACCAUCACCAACCCAUCAUUCUCAAUUUCAUGAUAAACAUAAAGGGAAGACAUUUUGCUUCAAGCAAAGUGUGAUAUCUAUAGCACUUGCGGUCGGGUUAAUAACGGGAGUUCCUACGUUGGGAUGGCCUAACGAUGCGCAAGCAGCUAACUCUGCGUUAUCUGAUCUGUCUGUAUUGAUAUCUGGACCGCCGAUUAAGGACCCCGGGGCAUUGUUGAGAUAUGCUCUUCCUAUUGACAAUAAGGCGAUUAGAGAAGUGCAAAAACCGCUAGAAGAUAUUACAGAUAGUCUCAAGAUUUCUGGUGUCAAGGCACUUGACUCUGUCGAAAGAAAUGUGAGGCAAGCAUCUCGAACUCUGAAGCAAGGGAAGACUUUAAUUGUAUCGGGUUUAGCUGAAUCAAAGAAAGAACAUGGAAUUGAACUAAUUGAUAAGCUGGAAGCUGGUAUCGAUGAGUUUGAACUGAUACUACAAGAUAGGAAUCGAAGCUCUGUUGGACCAAAACAGAAAGAACUUCUUCAAUAUGUUGGAGGUAUUGAAGAAGACAUGGUUGAUGGAUUUCCAUACGAAUUGCCCGAGGAAUACCGAAACAUGCCUUUAUUGAAAGGGAGAGCAGCUGUAGAUAUGAAGAUCAAGAUUAAAGACAAUCCCAACGUCGAUGAGUGUGUUUUCCACAUAGUUCUCGAUGGUUAUAAUGCCCCCGUAACUGCAGGCAAUUUUGUCGACUUGGUAGAAAGACACUUCUAUGACGGCAUGGAGAUUCAAAGAGCGGACGGGUUUGUUGUCCAAACGGGUGACCCUGAAGGUCCUGCCGAGGGUUUUAUCGAUCCUAGUACCGAGAAAAUAAGGACUGUACCUUUAGAAAUUAUGGUAGAGGGAGAAAAGGCACCUGUCUAUGGAGAAACUCUAGAGGAGCUUGGUCUCUACAAGGCUCAAACAAAGCUUCCGUUUAAUGCAUUUGGGACAAUGGCAAUGGCAAGAGAGGAAUUUGAGGACAACUCUGGCUCUAGCCAAGUAUUUUGGCUAUUGAAAGAAAGUGAGUUAACUCCGAGCAAUGCCAAUAUAUUGGAUGGUAGAUAUGCUGUUUUUGGCUAUGUAACAGAAAAUGAAGAUUUCUUAGCAGAUCUUAAGGUUGGUGAUGUCAUAGAAUCUAUUCAAGUUGUUUCUGGUUUAGAUAAUUUGGUGAACCCAAGUUACAAGAUUGCUGGUUAAGGAAUCUUAAUGUUCUUCGGCUAUUAAGUACGCGGGGGCGCAAGUGGUCGAUUGACACUUGGUUCAACCUUAGAGGCUAUUGGAGAAGGUUGAUUAUUGUUACACUGUUACCAGAAUCUAGCAUUGAGUUAAACAGCUUGAGAUAUAUUCUGUUUUUUUUUCUAAGACUAAAUUGUAAACGGCUUGUAGCUUUUAUUCAAUCAAUUCAUCGAUGAAAUUAUGACUGUUUUUCUGAGGAAAUACAGUUUCUGA